Durio zibethinus is the source of this 2629-nucleotide messenger RNA. Its product is annotated as putative inactive leucine-rich repeat receptor-like protein kinase At3g03770. Lineage: Eukaryota; Viridiplantae; Streptophyta; Magnoliopsida; Malvales; Malvaceae. Gene Ontology annotation, biological process: protein phosphorylation. The record is from RefSeq and is a predicted model, not a curated record. Gene Ontology annotation, molecular function: protein kinase activity; ATP binding.
UCUAAAACUUUUGGUGCUUUUACAGUUUUACUCUAACUGAUUAUAUGUAACAGUCUGAUAGAAUAACCAGAUAGAAGCAAGAGGAGAUUAGUAAAGCAUAUUUGUUUGUUUUAAAUAGGAUUCUUGCUUUCUGUCAUUAAUUUGGUUUGGUCUCCCAUGCUUCAAUCUUUGUUCCAACUACUAAAUGAUCAUCAGAUAGUUUUGAUGGCAAAGCCAGUUUACUGUACUCUACUACUUGUGUUAACUCUUUUUCAUUCUGUUCAUCUCUCACGCCAGCAGCUCCAACCAUUUCAAUCCAAUGCCCUCAGGGAAAUCCAGCGGCUUCUCAACUACCCAUCAGUUCUUGGCAGCUUCAACAACACUUGGGACUUUUGCAGCAUUGAACCAACACCAUCUUUAUCUGUUGUUUGCUAUGAAGAUAAUGUCACCCAGCUUCAUAUUAUAGGAAACAAUGGGGUUCCCCCCUUGCCUCAAAGCUUUUCCAUUGAUGCUUUGUUUUCAAGUCUUGUUGUUUUAUCAAAUUUGAAGGUCCUCUCCUUGGUUUCCCUAGGCUUGUGGGGGCCUAUGCCUGGUAGUGUUGGUAAGCUGUCUUCCCUGGAAAUACUCAAUGUAAGUUCAAACUACUUCAAUGGCUUCAUUCCAGUGGAACUUUCAUAUUUGAGAAAUUUGCAGACUCUCAUGCUUGACCACAACCAGUUCACUGGCCAAGUUCCUGGUUGGCUUAGUUCUCUUCAUGCUUUGGCUGUUUUGAGUCUGAAAAACAAUUCACUCUUUGGGACACUGCCAAGUUCCAUUUCAAGAUUAGAAAAUAUUCGAAUCCUUGUUACUGCGAAUAAUCACUUGUUUGGGGAAGUUCCUGAUCUUGAGAACUUGACAAACCUUCAAGUCCUUGAUUUAGAAAGCAAUUAUUUUGGACCUCACUUCCCUGCCUUGCACAACAAGUUGGUCACUCUCGUACUCAGGAAUAACAGUUUUCAGUUUGGCUUCCCAGCUGAAAUAGUCUCCUGUUAUCAGCUUCAAAAGCUAGAUAUUUCAUUGAAUGGAUUUGUUGGACCAUUUUUGCCAUCUUUGUUUGCAUUGCCUUCAAUGAAUUAUAUCGAUGUCUCUGGUAAUAAACUUACAGGUAGGCUCUUCCAAAACAUGUCCUGCAAUAAAGAACUAGCGUUUGUAAAUUUAUCCUCAAAUCUUUUGACUGGGGAUUUGCCUGCAUGUCUGCAACCAACCUUCAAGAACAGGACUGUUAUGUAUGCUAGAAAUUGUUUAUCUGACAAAGAACAACAGCAGCAUCCUUCUAGUUUCUGCCAUAAUGAAGCAUUGGCUGUAAAAGUUUGGCCUCAAAAGCUCAAGAGACAUAAUGCUAAGGCAGUUCUUGCAUCAAGUAUAAUGGGAGGAAUUGUUGGAAUAGCAUUAAUUGUUGGUUUGAGUUUUUUUGUUAUCCAUAGAAGAAAUAGCUGGGUUGCUGUGAAAACACCUUCCACAAGGUUAAUAAAGGAGAAAGUGUCAACAGUAAACACAAUCAAGCUAUUGUCAGAUGCAAGGUAUAUAUCAGAAACAAUGAAGCUGGGAGCAAAUCUUCCUGCUUAUCGUGCCUUUGCUUUGGAAGAGCUGAAGGAGGCCACUAAUAAUUUCACUCAUUCAAGCAUCAUGGGUGAAGGUUCACGUGGCCAGAUUUACAGAGGGAAGCUUGGGGAUGGAACUGUUGUUGCCAUUAGAAGUUUAAAGAUGAGAAAGAAGCAUAACGCCCAGACAUAUACACACCAUAUUGAGAUGAUAUCAAAACUCAGACAUAACCACUUGGUUAGUGCCCUUGGACACUGUUUUGAGAGUUGCCCAGAUGAUUCAAGUGUCACCAUCAUAUAUCUCAUAUUCGAGUAUGUUCCAAAUGGCACCUUGAGAAGUUGCAUCUCUGAAGGAUUACCAGGAAAAAGACUUAAUUGGACACAAAGAAUAGCAGCUGCAAUUGAGGUAGCAAAGGGAAUUCAGUUCCUCCAUACAGGGAUUCUACCAGGAGUAUUUUCAAAUAAUCUGAAGAUAACAGAUGUCCUGUUGGAUCAGAAUCUUCAUGUAAAGAUCAGCAGUUAUAACCUCCCUCUUUUAGCAGAAACUAGGGGAACGGGGGGUGCUGGAGUUUCUUCUCCUGGACUAAAAUCAAAUGUUCGAGGAAGGGCAAAUCAUGAGGAUAAGGAUGAUGUCCAUGACAUAGGCGUAAUCUUACUUGAAAUUCUUGUCGGAAGGCCAAUAAUGUCCCAAAAUGAAGUCAUGGUCGUAAAAGAUAUCAUACAAGUAAGUAAUAAGAUGGAUGAUACAGCUCGAAGAAGCAUUGUGGAUCCAUCAAUUAUCAAGGAAUGCUCAGCUGAAUCCUUGAAGAGAGUGAUGGAGAUAUGUCUGAGAUGCCUGUCCAAUGAGCCAACUGAUAGGCCUUCUAUUGAGGAUGUCCUUUGGACUUUGCAGUUUGCAGCACAACUACAAGAUCCAUGGAGAAUUGAUUCUAACCAUUUCAAUCAUCAGCUUACAGAAUCAUCGUCUUUAGAAAUGUAGCUUUUGUAUUUCGUGUUUAUCUACGAAGUUUUAGUCCAUCAAUUUAUAUACAGAUAAUAACACAAUUAAUCUAUCCACGAAACAGAUUCAA